AUAAGGGAAACUUCAAUUAUGCAGAGAGGCACACUCUGAGUCCUGUUAUCUCCACAGUAGCAUCCCAUAUUUUUAGGGUCUUCUAGGGGGUGGGAGGUGUUUGUCAAAAUCCUGGAGCCAGAAGAAAGAACAGCAGCGUUGAUCAAUUUGACUGCUAACAUGUUGUACCUGGAAAACAAUGCCCAGUCCCAGUAUAGCGAGCCACAGUACACGAACCUGGGGCUCCUGAACAGCAUGGACCAGCAGAUCCAGAAUGGCUCUUCCUCCACCAGCCCGUACAACACGGAGCACGCGCAGAACAGUGUCACGGCCCCCUCACCCUACGCCCAGCCCAGCUCGACUUUUGACGCCCUCUCUCCCUCCCCAGCCAUCCCUUCCAACACAGACUACCCAGGACCUCACAGCUUCGAUGUAUCAUUUCAACAGUCCAGCACAGCAAAGUCAGCAACAUGGACGUAUUCCACCGAACUGAAAAAGCUGUACUGCCAGAUCGCCAAGACGUGUCCCAUCCAGAUCAAAGUGAUGACCCCACCGCCUCAGGGAGCUGUCAUCAGGGCUAUGCCGGUCUACAAGAAAGCUGAACACGUCACUGAAGUGGUCAAACGCUGCCCAAACCACGAGCUGAGCCGGGAGUUCAACGAGGGGCAGAUUGCACCUCCCAGCCACCUGAUCAGAGUGGAAGGGAACAGCCAUGCCCAGUAUGUAGAAGACCCCAUCACUGGGAGGCAGAGUGUGCUGGUCCCCUAUGAGCCGCCCCAGGUCGGUACUGAGUUCACCACAGUCUUGUACAACUUCAUGUGCAACAGCAGCUGCGUUGGAGGGAUGAACCGACGCCCAAUCCUUAUCAUUGUGACCCUGGAAACCAGAGAUGGGCAGGUCUUGGGCCGCCGGUGUUUCGAAGCCCGUAUCUGUGCUUGCCCAGGCCGAGACCGCAAGGCAGACGAGGACAGCAUCCGCAAGCAGCAAGUGUCUGACAGCACAAAGAAUGGUGAUGGUACGAAGCGCCCUUUUCGACAAGGAACUCAUGGCAUACAGAUGACAUCUAUCAAAAAAAGACGUUCCCCAGAUGAUGAGCUUUUGUACUUGCCAGUGAGGGGACGGGAGACAUACGAAAUGCUGCUGAAGAUCAAAGAGUCCCUGGAGCUGAUGCAGUUCCUUCCCCAGCACACGAUUGAGACCUACAGGCAGCAGCAGCAGCAGCAGCACCAGCACUUGCUCCAGAAGCAUCUCCUUUCGGCCUGCUUCAGGAGUGAACUCAUGGACUCAAGGAGAGACCCUCCCAAACAGACCGAUGCCAUCCUAAAACAUUCCAGCCCCCCAAACCCAUCUGUAUAUCCAUAAACCAAGCUGGCAGGGUCAGUUUGCCCAGCUGGCAGGACUAGGAACAGUGGGGCAAAUACACAGCCUGAUAGCAGCAGAGUGAAUAGUGAGAGUAAACUUCUGAAGGGACUCAAACCUUGCAAAAACAGCAGACACUUGUACAGACCUCUUAGCCAUAGCCUUGCAAGGCCGGGAACCACGAUGUCGUCUGUCUUGGUGUAACUUUUCUCCCCUUGGUGUAACAUUUUUGUAACGUGUUAAUACUCUUCCUUCUUACUUCUGUAUUUGUGAAACUCUGCAGGGUUUCUCUGAGCAGGUCUCAAUUUUAAAAUGCCUUUUGUCUUGUUUAAGUUAAAAAAUGUGUCCAUGGAUUGGGGAGAUGGAAGCAGAGGAUAUGUGUUUAAAUGGUCUGUGAUAGUCAAUUUGGCCUGUUUCAGUGCUGGUCAUGCACUAGUAUAAGUAGCUGAUGUAUUUUGUACUGCUGGACAGGGUGAGGUAAUUAUUAUAUGAAUUGGCACUGCUAAGAAAUCUCUUUUUUUUUCUGCAGCAAAGCCCUCGACUUUGGCAUCAUGAGCUGUUUCCACUUAUUUCCAACCUAAAGGGUCUGAUGUAAAAGUACAUCAGAAUUGUAAGGAAGGCCAUGUGACUUUGACUUUGCAGCAGCUCUGCUGACUUUGAUCCAGAUUUAUUGAACUUUGGAGUUCCUCCUGACUCUGUGGGCUCUAUCCAAGUGGUGGGCUGAACUGCACAAGUUAAAUGUGUGGUAGAGUUGUACUGAUAUCCAUGUGUGCCCAGCAUCCCUUUGCAGCCCAGGGUGUAAAGGGUAGAGUGUCCAAAACUCCCUAGUGCCCCAGCUGUGAAAAGGGGUUGGAGCUAGCUCCUCUCCUUACUGAUGUUCAGAAGUUUAGAUGUUGCCUUAACAUUUUCAUCAACCCUCGUAUCUUUUGCCCCAUCUCACCAAGCCUCAUAGUUCAAAGGAAAGCUGUGUCAUCACAUGUUGCACUUGACUCAGCCAAGUGGCCUCAGGCCAUGUCCACUGUGCCCAUUAUUCCUGCGACCAGAGGGUCUUGCUAAUUGUGUCUGAAGUGCUUCUGGGUUUAGCAGUUCCUGCACAAAAGACUUUUUCUCAGCAAGGACUUGUAAAUUCUCACACUGCUUUUAUCAAACUAUCUCUGGAAAAAAAGCCUGAUACAAUUGGAGAAGAUUCUUAUCUCUGACCAUCACAUGUGCUUCCAGGCAGCAGAGCAGGGAUCCGAGCAGGUGAUGACUCGUACCAACCUCUCCUUUGGGAGCCAUCUAAUGGCUAUCUCUAAUGUCUUAGCAAGACUUGCUCUUCCAUAGCAGUGUGGAAGAGGGCUGAUGGAAAAGAGCCCCCAAAACUGGGGUUAAGUCUAUAAAUAACAACUAAUUAAGGACUAGCAGUGCCUAUUUCAUAUAGUUGCAGCUCUACUAUUGCUCCUUGUGUAAAGCUAAUUAAAAUCAAGCGCGUUGUUACCUUGCCUGGAAAUUCCAGGAAGUUCUUUGAGAUCACAAAGCAGGUCACCAUUGUUCUCUGCCUUUUUAUUUGGGAAAAGAAAGGCACUGUGAUUCCUUUCCCUGUGAGAGGUGGGAACCUGAACUGUAAAUGCAGCCCAGACAUAGGAUUAUGUUUGGCACUGUUUUCUGUUCUUCCAGUGAGGGUUUAUUCCUGGAUUUUUGCAUUUUCUGCUUCUGGAUGGCAAUAUGGAAGUACUGUGACAGGGAAAUACUGAUCUGUAUUUAGAGCACAGCUCCUGGACGUGUUCACCAGCAAGUUUGAGGAGGCAUCCACAGCCUGCACUGGAAGAUUCCAGUUCAUCAUUUGAUGUGGCCUCUAGGAAAUGCUUUGUACUGUAAUGAGCAUUACAACAUCCCAGACUUCCACUGAACAAGAAUGUAAAUUAUUUGGAUCCUAUUGUUUUCUGGAAAGCCUUUCUGAUUUGUCCCACUUGGCUGUAAAUAGAUGAUGAUUGUGAUGUUGAUCUUAGUGGUGACUUGAUUUGCUUUCCAACUACCAGGUGGUUGUAUUAGGAGGUGCUAUUCUUUUUUUUCUUUUAUCAAAUACCUGGAGCUGAAAGCAAUUUGAGUUGCUCUGUAGUCUGUCCUCUGCAGAUAAAAUGAAAACUUUAUCCCAGCUGUCUUUUCAUUGCUUCUUUGCCAUCUCUGUGUCUUCAGGAAAAUGAGCCUUUUCCUUUCAAGGAAUAACCAAGAGGACUAAUUGGGCCUUAUCAGGUACUCAAGGUUAUAUCAGUCUGUGUCAACUACUUGAUAUAUAUCCACUCCCUGUAUUACAGCCAUUCCCUGGAGAGCAGAUUGCAUCCAUGGCCUGCCUUGAGAAAUUCCCACACCUGAAAUCUAAGGGGAGUCAUUACUGCCACUCUGGCCCUGUGCUGUGGUUCCUGUCUGCCCAGUAACUGCUGGAGCUCCUCCUUUCCCUGCUCCCAGUGAGGUACCAAGCCUUCAAACCACUGGAGUGAUUGAAAAGAUGCACUGUUAUUUUCUUUGGAAUAGAAACAUUUUGGAAUGGGGGGAGUAAGGGCAUCUCUCUGCUUCUCAGUGUCCUGCUGCUUCAUGGGCCUUUGAAACAGAUGAAUGGAACUGAGAAGCAUCUGUGUCGCUUGUGUGCCCUUAUUAGACUACAUCAGUGACACCCCAGUGUUACACAGCCCUGUGGGAAGCCUUGCUUUAAAAACCAUUGUCCAUGAGCACUGUGGCCUUGUGUGAACCUGGGAUGUGAUCCUUGGUGUGGCUGCUGAAAGAGAGGGCAGACACAGAACUGGACAGCUCUGAUUCUGCUUGUGUGUCUCUGCACUGACUGGCUCUGGGUCUGCAGGAACAGCAAACUGCAGGCACAGGGGCUUGGGUGAAAUAGUAAACUCUGAGCCUGAUCUGCCCAAUUGCAUUUAAUGAAGCUUUGAUGUCAUGUAAGGCUGUUCAGACUCUGGUCUGCUCAGUAGUUGGUGUGUGCCAGCAGUUUGCUGCCUCUGCUGAAGGGCUGGUAUCCAGUGAGCUGGGAAAAUGUAGAGUUAUACGAGGCUGUGAACUGAACUUUGUUAAUAUAUGGGACAAGAAAGUUCCUUCCUGACCUCUUGAGAUGAUCAGUAUAUGCCUUGAAGCAUGAGAGACUGAUUGCCCUCAUAUGAGCUUGCAUAACUACAGAUGUUAUUUGCUAAAUAAUUACAUAGCCUCUUGAAGAGAGAAAACUCAGUUGCAGAAUGUGACUCAGUGCCUUUUGUAUCAGACUGUUCCAAGAAGUAUAAUAGUCUCUUAAUUGAAGCCCUUAUACCUUGAUAUUAAAAUGCAUUUCAUUGGCAUUGAUAUCAAAGAAAUGUUAAUGCUCUGACUUCUAAUCUUUCUUGAGACCUAGUAAGUAAAAUUUUAAUGAAAAUCACUGUGCAUGACAUUCUUAUAUCUGUUUUUAAAAAUGCAGGAAAAAAAGCAAUAUAUUUUAAAUGGGUCCUCAAACACCGUGUAGUCCUUGUGCUUAAUACCAAAAACAUUUUCUUGUGUUUCUAAGGCUCUUGCUAUAUUGAUGUGUGACAUGAAUUUUCAAUAAAAUUCUGCGUCUUGGUUUAUCUUGCAAUUUCUCUUUGGGUAGAUGGCCUUGUAAACAUCUGCUCAUGUGAUGGAAUAGCUUAGUUGAAACUAGUGUGGGUACAAAGAAAAGUGCUUUUGUUUUCUGUUUUACUCCCUUGAACUUGAUGAUGUUAAUCUUGACUCUAUGAGUAUGAAUGAGAUAAGCAUGGAGUCCCUAAGCUAUAUGUUAAAGUAUGCCUUUGUUUUCUAAAGUGUUUUCUAAAGUUUUGGGCUGGCUUGUGUUUGAUUGCUUUUGGUUUUUCUUUUACCUUCAAGUGUUUUGUAGUCUCCUAAUUAGCUCUGCUGAGAUCACUGGUGGUGGUGGAGAGGGCAAACAUAGGCCUACUGCUGACCUCAAACAGUACAACUCAGGGUCCUUUGGGAAGCCUUUGUUGAUUUAAUUUGGAAUUUUGCUGUGUUCGUUGACCUCCUCACUUGUAGAUCAUGCAGAUUUUGCCUUAAGAGACUCUUCAGGUGUGUGUUAAUUUCAGCUGAAGCUUAAGAUAAGUGCCUGAACCCAUGAAGUAGAAAUACUCAUUGGUCCUAAUUCCAGAAGACUUUUAGGCUAAGGGCGGUGUCAACUUGACUUGAAUUUCAUGGCUGGCCUCAACUUUCAUAAUUGGGGAAUCGAAAUGUCAGAUCUGAAUCUUUCCCUUCACUCUGAAAAGUCAGGUCUGAACUUCAUGGCUCAGUUUCACUUCCCCUUGGGAGCUGCUGCCAUUGUUAAUAUUAAUUUGUGAAGCUUCUUGUGCUUUCCACUUCCUUGAGUCUGUGAAGUUUGCUGGAUCUUGUCCUGCAUCUUCACUGCCAAAGGACAGUUCACACCCUUCUGUACCUCCUGUAAUUGUGUAAUUAGGUAACAUUUCUUCAGGGCCUUAGAUACUCUAGCCUGUUAGGAUAGAUGUUUUCUCCACCCAACACUGCAAGUCUUGAAAGUGCAGGAAGCUGGAGACUAUGUAAUUGUGUGGAACUUGACCUUGAAUGCUGAAGGUUUUAAUAAAUUGUCUAGGAAUAAGCCUUUUCUUUCCUUUUACACUUUGCUUAUUUGGAGUAAUAAUUAUUUUAUUUGCAUAGAAGAAAAGCCAGUUCCCAGAAAUUGGUGUAACCAGUUAUACCUAGAUGGGAACAAGUUUCCUAAUGGGAAAUGAGAUGGGAAUGUGCCUUUGGACGCUCACCAUGGGGUCAGUGUGAUAGGAGUGGUGGGCUCUGUGGCGAGCUGGGUGGCUUCUGCUCUGCAGGGUGACCACAGCUUCAGGAAAUGUGCCUGGGGAGCAGGCACAUUUCCCAAACCUUUGCCCAGUCCUACAAAUGCCCCAGGUGUCAGAGAGAGAAAAACCUGCUCCCUUGUGGCAUGGCAGUGCUAUGCCAAUGGUGCUGUUGGAGCAGCUUUAAUGAUAAUUUUCUGCAUGUCCCACAUAGGACCCCACUCCAGAUGGGAUGCCACAGCUGUAACUUGAGCUGGGAGCUGGGCUGCCGUUCAGAAGCAGCCCAGUCUUGGCAGUCUGGGUCACUUACAUGGCAGGACUGCAGCUGGGACCCUCAGGCUGGGCAGCAGAGAGUCUGGCAAGCCUCUCUGGCCCAUUCCAUCAGUCUGCUGGGUGGACUUGAGGGAGGCUAGUGCUGUUGUCAGGUGGUAGAAGGAACUCAAUCCUCUUUGCAAGCAGCCUGCAGGGUUUGGAUACCAGGUUUGCAUUAACACCAGCAAAAGCUGUCUGUUGGCAUCCCAGGCAGCUCUGACCAUCUCAGUAGUGGUCCCUGAAGUGCAUGGAAUCUGCCUUCAGCAAGGAGCCUCUGGCUGUUAUAACUAGGAAUCUUGGGAAAAACAAGGUGAUAAGCAUAACCCAAUCUGAAAACUGUUUCUGCAGUCAGGUUUCUGAGGCAUUUAGGAUGGUUUGAGAUGGUUUCCUCAGUUCUUGUUCCUAUGAAAAAGUUUUUUACUACAAGGAGAGUUUAACUUAAAAACACUCUUCAAAUCUUGGCUCACGUUUGCUGGCAUUCCAUAUAUUCUUUUCAACUGAAAAACUUGCAUAGACACUUCUCCUUAAAUAAAAGGUUUCAACCAAAAAUUAAGCUGUCCUUUUUUUUGGUAUUUCACUUUUUUAAAGUGCUGAGAAUAUCUGGGAAACCUCUUAUUUCCUGUUGACUUAUUCUCCAAGGAUCUUUGUGAUGAUGAUAUGGUAUCAGUGAUUUCCCUGGCCAUGUAGCCAGGCGCACACUCUCAACAACCAGCUGCUGUGAUCCCUGUCCUAACAUCUGCUUGGUUUGCAGGACCUCCAUGCAGUCGCAGUCCUCCUAUGGCUCCAACUCUCCACCUCUCAGCAAAAUGAACAGCAUGAACAAGCUGCCCU
Messenger RNA from Serinus canaria (Common canary), 7262 nucleotides. RefSeq names its product tumor protein 63. The record is from RefSeq and is a predicted model, not a curated record. Gene Ontology annotation, cellular component: nucleus. The transcript is spliced from 9 exons. Gene Ontology annotation, biological process: protein tetramerization; regulation of transcription by RNA polymerase II; apoptotic process. The coding region runs from base 160 to 1341 and encodes 393 amino acids. Gene Ontology annotation, molecular function: RNA polymerase II cis-regulatory region sequence-specific DNA binding; protein binding; DNA-binding transcription factor activity, RNA polymerase II-specific. NCBI's taxonomy places the organism in Eukaryota, Metazoa, Chordata, Aves, Passeriformes, Fringillidae.